ACACCAGGAGGAUGAAGACUAGCACAUGCCUCCUCUGAUACAUGUGAAUUCAGCCACCACCUCUUUUCGUACUGCUGCUGAUGCAGCGUUGCCGAGUAGCAUUACAGAAUGCUUGGAGGAAAGCACGGCGUCUCAGUUUCCGAUAAAUCAGCUCACAGACGCCUUGUGCUGAUCGACAUCAUCCUUUGGAGUGAUGUGGGGAGAGAGCACCAUCUAUCCACCCAGAGAGAGAGCAGGGCCAAUUGUGCUCUCUCAGGGCUCCAGUAGGCAAUGGCAAGCUACAUGAUGAGGAUUCAAACUGUCGAUCUCCCGAUCGUAGUGACAGCGCUUAGCCCGAUGGACCACUCAGAGCCGACUGUAAAUUUUUAAAGCAGAGUAAGCUACUACUGCUACCGACUAUGGAGAUCUACAGCCUGAGACGCAUUUUCUGGGUUCUUAUCCUCGUAAUAGGACCGAACGUGACAGCUCUGAAUUCAGAAACCGUGCUGAAAAUGGAUGAAGCAUUACUGACAGUCCAAAAUCGCAUGUCCUAUGGUGUGCAAGUUCUCUACACCUCAGAUUAUUGUUAUAAGUGUCUGUAUCAGCCGUUGGCCAGCGUGGGGCCUGGACCAGGAAAUGUGUCUGUAGUGGUGAAAACACCUUUCACUCUGACUCUGAAAGUCAACCCAGCGAACAGUAGUAGCACUGUAUGCAGCUUAAGUUACUUAUUUGAAGAGGCAGGGCAUUACUCUCUUUGGGCGAAACCUGUAGAUGCAGACCCAUCAUCCAAUGUGACCUGCUUUAUUCAAGUGGAUAAGUUUCCACACGAUGCCUAUCUGCCACUGCUGGUGGCUGUCCUAGUUCUGGCCCUUCUGGUUUUUCUGUGUCUCUCUGUGCCUUAUCUGUCCAGAUGUAGAUGCAUUUCAAAACUAAGGAAAUAUAUUUGCUGCAGCAAGUCUCAAUUCUCCCUGGAGAUGGAAGACGCUAUUGGUGAGGCAUCAAGGGACCAAGACCGACCAAAAUCAUCAUCUCGCCUUAAAUCAUUAGACACAUUCCGAGGUUUCUCCCUAACCAUCAUGGUGUUUGUGAACUACGGCGGUGGUGGAUACUGGUUCUUUCAGCACGCGCCAUGGAACGGCCUAACUGUAGCCGAUCUUGUGAUGCCUUGGUUUGUGUUCAUCAUAGGAACAUCUGUAAUGCUAGCUUUUAGCUCAAUGAGAAGAAAAGGUGUGACACGGCUUCAACUCUUGCGCAAGCUGACCUGGAGAACCGUGGUGUUGAUGCUCAUUGGCUUCUGUUUCAUGAACUACAGCCCCAGAGAUGGCUUAUUAUCCUGGUCCUGGCUGCGGAUACCCGGAGUGCUUCAGUGUCUGGCGUUCACCUACUUCGUCCUGUCACUCAUGCAGACGUUCUCUCCCAACCGAGAGAUCCCUCCAAAAGAGAUCCGCUGGUGGAGCCCUGUUCAGGACGUGGUGUUCUACUGGCCGGAGUGGCUCUUCAUUGCCCUGCUGGAAGUGGUGUGGUUAUGCGUUACCUUCCUGCUGCCUGUGCCCGACUGCCCCACUGGGUAUUUGGGAGCUGGAGGAAUAGGAGAUAACGGCCUGUACCCUAACUGCACAGGAGGAGCAGCCGCAUAUAUAGAUAGGUGGUUAUUAGGAGAUAACAUCUACUGGCAUCCCACAUGCAAGGCCCUGUAUCAUACAACGCAGCCCUUUGACCCAGAGGGUGUUCUAGGUACCAUCAAUUCUAUUGUCAUGGGAUUCAUUGGGAUGCAAGCAGGCAAGAUUUUCCUGUUCUUCCGCAAAAUGAACAGCAGCAUUCUGAUACGCUUCACUAUUUGGGCCAUCAUCCUGGGAAUCUUGGCGGCCAUCCUUUCUAAGUGCACGCGAGACGAAGGAUUUAUACCUGUCAAUAAAAACCUUUGGUCCCUGUCCUAUGUAGCCUGCAUGGGCUGCAUGUCUUUCGUGUUGCUUGGCGUGAUGUACUUUGUUGUUGACAUCAAAGGAUGGUGGGGUGGCCAACCUUUCAUUUAUCCUGGCAUGAACUCCAUCUUUGUCUAUGUGGGCCAUUCUUUGCUGGGUUUCUACUUCCCCUUCAGCUGGGAGAUGCGGUUCCAGGACAGUCACUGGGAGCAGCUCUUCCAGAGCCUUUGGGGCACGGCACUCUGGAUCCUUGUUGCAUAUCUUCUGUACCGCAAACAAUUCUUCCUUAAAAUCUAAUUUAAAAUGCUUAUUUUCCAAAUCUGGGCAUGCCAAGUGUUUGUUUGGGCUAUACGCAAAGAUUCUGAGAAAAAAAUAUUGUUAAAAGCUAACAUUAUCUCAUUGUUUUUUCCUUCACAUGAAUUAUUUUUUACAACAUA
This is a messenger RNA of Astyanax mexicanus (Mexican tetra), 2338 nucleotides long. RefSeq lists its product as uncharacterized. The transcript has 19 exons. Bases 399 to 2198 code for a protein of 599 amino acids. Lineage: Eukaryota; Metazoa; Chordata; Actinopteri; Characiformes; Acestrorhamphidae. The record is from RefSeq and is a predicted model, not a curated record.